AAAAAGGAAAAAGAGAGAGAGAAAAAGGAAAGAGAAAGAGACAGAAAAAAAGAAGAAAACACAGAAACUCAUCGUGGUUCUUGACUGUUUUUUAUGUAUUGUUGUUGUUAUUGUUGUUGUUAUUAUUAUUAUUUACCCAUAUUGGAGGAUAGGAGAAGUCUAUAAGUGGGUUGCAAAAAAAAAAAAAAAAAAAGGAAUCUUCUUCACUCUAAAUCACUUUCUUUGCUGGACUGGGAUAUUAAAUAUACGACACAUCCAGGAGUUUAUUGGAGCGCAGACUGAUGGCGCAAAGGUACGAUGAGCUACCCCACUACGGCGGGAUGGACGGAGUAGGGGUGCCGGCGUCCAUGUACGGGGACCCCCACGCCCCCCGGCCGAUCCCCCCGGUGCACCACCUCAACCAUGGGCCGCCGCUCCACGCCGGACAGCACUACGGCGCCCACGCCCCGCACCCCAAUGUCAUGCCGGCCAGCAUGGGCUCCGCUGUCAACGACGCUCUGAAGCGGGACAAGGAUGCGAUCUACGGGCACCCGUUGUUCCCCCUCUUGGCUCUGGUCUUUGAGAAGUGCGAGCUGGCGACCUGCACGCCCCGGGAGCCCGGCGUGGCCGGCGGGGACGUCUGCUCCUCCGACUCCUUCAACGAGGACAUCGCCGUCUUCGCUAAACAGGUCCGCGCCGAAAAGCCACUUUUUUCUUCAAAUCCAGAACUGGACAAUUUGAUGAUCCAAGCAAUACAAGUACUAAGGUUUCAUCUUUUGGAAUUAGAAAAGGUUCAUGAAUUGUGUGAUAAUUUCUGCCAUCGGUACAUUAGUUGUUUGAAAGGAAAAAUGCCAAUAGACCUUGUUAUUGAUGAAAGGGAUGGCAGCUCCAAAUCAGACCAUGAAGAACUCUCAGGAUCUUCCACAAAUUUAGCCGAUCAUAAUCCUUCAUCUUGGAGAGACCACGAUGAUGCAACCUCAACGCACUCAGCAGGCACACCAGGGCCCUCCAGCGGGGGCCACGCUUCCCAGAGUGGAGACAACAGCAGUGAGCAAGACUGCCAGCCAAAUGAACACUUUAGGAGGAGGUGCACAUAUAUGUCCACAGCACCCAGCGGGUUAAUCCACCCUACUGUGCAUAGGUGUUGGAGCUCUUAUGGUGAUGGUUUAGACAACAGUGUAGCCUCACCUGGUACAGGAGAUGACGAUGACCCAGACAAGGACAAAAAGCGUCAGAAGAAAAGAGGCAUUUUCCCCAAAGUAGCAACAAAUAUCAUGAGAGCAUGGCUUUUCCAGCAUCUCACACAUCCAUAUCCUUCAGAGGAGCAGAAGAAACAGUUAGCUCAAGACACGGGACUUACAAUUCUACAAGUAAACAACUGGUUUAUUAAUGCCAGAAGAAGAAUAGUACAGCCUAUGAUUGACCAGUCAAAUCGAGCAGGUUUUCUUCUUGAUCCUUCAGUGAGCCAAGGAGCAGCAUAUAGUCCAGAGGGUCAGCCGAUGGGAAGCUUUGUGUUGGAUGGUCAGCAGCACAUGGGAAUCCGGCCUGCAGGACCUAUGAGUGGAAUGGGCAUGAAUAUGGGCAUGGAUGGGCAAUGGCACUACAUGUAACCUUCAUCUUGUAAACCAGUCGCAAAGCAAGGGGGAAGUUUGCAAGGCAUGCCAGGGGACUACGUAUCUCAGGGUGGUCCAAUGGGUAUGAGUAUGGCACAGCCAAGUUACACUCCUCCCCAGAUGACCCCACACCCAACUCAAUUAAGACAUGGACCCCCAAUCCAUUCAUAUUUGCCAAGUCACCCCCAACACCCAGCCAUGAUGAUGCACGGAGGACCCCCUACCCACCCUGGAAUGACCAUGUCAGCACAGAGCCCCACAAUGUUAAAUUCUGUAGACCCCAGUGUUGGUGGACAGGUUAUGGACAUUCAUGCCCAAUAGUAUAAGGGAACUCAAGGGAAAAACAAAACAAAAACAAACAGAAACUAUUUUAAGACUUUUGAACUUUGACCAGAUGUUGACAAUACGAAAUUCCAGACAGCUGUGAUUAUUUUUUACUUUUUGUCAUUUUUCAUCAACAACAGAGGACCAAUGAAACAAGAACACAAAUGUGAAAUCAUGGGCUCGCUGAAAUGAAUAUGUCCAUGUACAGAUCCUCUGGAAAAAAAAAGACUCCAAGAGUUAUAACUACUGUAGUAUAAACAUAGGAACUAAGUUAACUUGUACAUUUCUGUUGAUCACUCCGUUACGUUGCCUCAAAUAGUUUUAGAAGAAAAAAAAUCCUUGUUUUCCACACUAUGUGUGUUGUUCCCAAAAGAAUGACUGUUUUGGUUCAGCAGUGAAGUCACUAUCCAUGAAAGACCUGUUUUGGCCAGUGAGAAAAGAACUACCCUGGAGAUGAAGAUGAAAAGUCUUGCUGGGUCUCUCAUCACUCAGAAGACUGUUCCAAGAAGGCCUUGUCAUUCCCUCAUUUUAUUCCUUCAUAAAAUGUGUCCUUUAGUUUCAAACAGAUCUUUAUAGUUUGUGCUUCAUUAAGUCUCUCCCCAUUCCUCCCAAUCUAUUUUUUUUUUUUUUUUUUUGGACUCUUCUUCAAAGAGCUUGCAGGUGAAGAUUUAAAAGACAGAACAGACAGAGCAGAAGCUUCUUCCAGUAGUUCUGAGCCUUGGCUUUGGACAAAACAAAACUAAAAGUUGGGCAGCUUUCCUCAAUGAAAGAAGUUACUAACGGUCUUUGCACCAAACCUAGGACUUUAUCAUGAACUCAAAGCUUGGGAAAAAAAAAAGCAAGAGAAUACUGUAACAAACUUCGUACAGAGUUCGGUCUAUUAAUUGUUUCAUGUUAGAUAUUCUAUGUGUUUACCUCAAUUGAAAAAAAAAAGAAUGUUUUUGCUAGUAUCAGAUCUGCUGUGGAAUUGGUAUUGUAUGUCCAUGAAUUCUUCCUUUCUCAGCACGUGUUCCUCACUAGAAGAAAAUGCUGUUACCUUUAAGCUUUGUCAAAAUUUACAUUAAAAUACUUGUAUGAGGACUGUGACGUUAUGUUUUAAAAAGAAAAAAAAAGGUGUUAAGUCACAAAAUGCGGUAAUAAAUAUUUCAUUUUUGA
Molecule: messenger RNA, 3071 nt
Organism: Hirundo rustica (Barn swallow)
Lineage: Eukaryota; Metazoa; Chordata; Aves; Passeriformes; Hirundinidae
Gene: MEIS2
Product: Meis homeobox 2
Exons: 14
Coding region: 282-1589 (435 amino acids)
Biological process (GO): embryonic pattern specification; animal organ morphogenesis; positive regulation of cell population proliferation
Molecular function (GO): DNA-binding transcription activator activity, RNA polymerase II-specific; RNA polymerase II cis-regulatory region sequence-specific DNA binding
Source: RefSeq, a predicted model, not a curated record